AUGACAGACAACCCACUUUUCGAGGAAGAAGCUGUGGACGAGUUACAAGAUGUUGAUGACCUCGAGGAUUUGGAGGGAAAAACCCCGGAUUUGGAGGGUUUGGAGGGUUUGAAGAAGAGCGGCAUAAAGUUUACCCCGUUCAAGCUCGAGAGUAAUGAGCUUCCGGUGUGGAAGCCGAGUGAUGUUUUUAAGCAUAGGGAUUUCUUCUAUGACGUGUUGAGACAGUACGCAAUAAUGACCAGAAGGCGGAUGCACGUGAAAAGAAAUGACGGCGACAAGCUUCGAGCCAUUUGUAAAGGGCAAGGGUGUGAGUGGUAUGUAUACUUGAGGAAGCACGAAAUACACAAUGGUCAUGAUUACGUUGUGAUGAAUAUGCAACGCGAUCACGCGCACACAUGCUCUCAAGUGUUGGAUUCGAAGUGGCUGACGGCAAAGUGGCUAGGUGAGCGUUAUAUGGAGAAGAUCAAAGUCAACCCUCACAUUCCACUUGCAGCUAUACGGCAGUGUGUCGAUAAAGAUUUUGGCCUGAAGAUAGGUAGGAUGAAGGCAUAUCGGGCCAGAGAGCACGCACUGGACGACAUAUUCGGCUCUGCGGCAACCCAAUACAGAAACUUGUUCUACUACAAAGCCGAAUUGGAGCGGACACACCCUGAUUCCAGCAUUCAUAUACAUUAUGAGAAUACGAGGGAUUCUGGCGCCGUGGGCCCGAGAUUCCUGAGGUUCUACUGCUGCCUAGGACCAUUGAAAAAGGGAUGGAUGCAAUUAUGUCGGCCAAUUAUCUUCUUCGAAGCUUGUUUCUUGCGAGGGAUGUACAGAGGACAACUCAUGACAGCAAUGGGGAUUGAUCCCAACAAUGGCUGGUGGCCGAUUGCUUGGGCUGUGACUGAAGCCGAGAGUUAUAUCCAGUGGAAGUGGUUCGUGGAGUACUUGUCUGAUGACCUAAACUUGCAUGCAAAUGGGCCACGAUAUGUGUUUAUGUCUGACCAACAAAAGGGGCUUGCAAAAUUGAUUGCUGAGGAAUUCCCACAAAGCGAGCAUCGCUUUUGUGUGCAGCACAUAUACAACAAUUUCAAGAAGAGAUUUGUUGGAGAAAAUUUCAAAGAACGUUUGUGGGAGAUUGCCUCGAGUACCACCAUCGAACAUUAUGUGGACAAGAUGGAUGCUUUGCAGACAGAGUAUCCCCAAGCACAUCAGUGGCUUUCUGGAGUUGCUCCCAAAGAAAACUGGGUUAAGGCAUUUUUCUCUCCACACACUUGUUGUGAUGUGCUCCUGAACAACAUUUGUGAGACAUUCAAUUCGAAGAUUACAUUGGCUCGAGAGAAAGCAAUUAUCAGCAUGUUGGGGGAGAUUCGAAUAAGUCAAAUGGAAAGAAUUCAGAUCAGAGGCCAGUGGAUCAAAAGUUACGAUCACGCGGUCCCUCCUGUUAUCAAGGAGAUUGUUGACAAGUGGUACGCGAGGGCGUCAUCGUGGAGGGCUACAUGGAACGGACAGUCUUCGUACCAAGUAACUGGGCCGUCUGGCCAAUAUGUAGUCAACAUGCGUGAUUUCACAUGCUCCUGCAGAUUGUGGCAGCUAACCGGAAUCCCAUGCACGCAUGCUAUCACAACAAUCAACAAGAAUGGCGGCGACGUGACGCGAUUCGUCUCUCGAUAUUAUUUGAAGUCCACAAUGAUCAUGCUGUACGAGAAUGUCCUUUACCCCAUCAAUGGGGUGGACAAUUGGCCCAAGUCUACUUGUGCUGGUGCGUUGGAACUGGUGCCCCCGCGGACAAAGCGACAGCAUGGUAGGCCGAAGAAACGGAGACGUGAGGAGCCCCAGAUUCUUCUUCAUGCGGACGGAGGUGAGUCAUUGCGUCGCACCUUCGUGAUGAAAUGUCGUCGAUGCGGUCAAGAAGGUCAUAAUAGGAGGACAUGCAGCAAUGAUCCUCGGACAGAUGCCCGUUCUCAGGUUGGGGAGACUUCGCAGCCCAACGGGUCGCGUGAACGUGGUGAGAGUACUUUGCCAGAAUCGUCAAAUAGUUGCCGAGAGCCUAAUGUUUCGAAUCCGGGACCAAGCACUCGGACCAGGACUCAGCCUCAGAGAUGCGGCCGCCGCGGUGAUCAAGAUUGA
This is a messenger RNA of Salvia splendens (bonfire salvia), 2109 nucleotides long. RefSeq lists its product as uncharacterized. The coding region runs from base 1 to 2109 and encodes 702 amino acids. NCBI's taxonomy places the organism in Eukaryota, Viridiplantae, Streptophyta, Magnoliopsida, Lamiales, Lamiaceae. The record is from RefSeq and is a predicted model, not a curated record. Gene Ontology annotation, molecular function: zinc ion binding; nucleic acid binding. The transcript is spliced from 4 exons.